Molecule: messenger RNA, 645 nt
Organism: Phytophthora infestans T30-4
Lineage: Eukaryota; Oomycota; Peronosporomycetes; Peronosporales; Peronosporaceae
Exons: 2
Coding region: 2-418 (138 amino acids)
Source: RefSeq, a predicted model, not a curated record
UAUGGCGCGUGGACGACGAGGACGCAACAACAGCAACGGCGGUGGAAACCGAGCCACGCCCUACGAGGGAGUGCGCGAAGGACGCAACCGUCGUCGUGGAGGUGGUGGCGAGGCCAAGGGCCGAGGAAAGGGAGGCCGUGGGGGCCGUCGGGGUGGCGACAAACCCAAGCCCAAGACAGCUGAAGAGCUGGACGCCGAGAUGGACAAAUACUGGGGCAAGUCAGAGGAGCACGCAGCCAAGAAGCUGGACGGCGACAUGGACGACUACUGGAAGACCAAGGACGAGAAUCCAAAGGAGGAGGACAAAAACGAGGAUACUACUGACGGCGACAAAAAAGAAGAUGACAAGACGGAAGACAAGAAGGAGGAGUCUGCUGCUGAAGAUCUCGUUGCCACUGAGGAACCUGAUAAGGAAUAAACAGGAGGUUAAACAGAAACGCAAGCUCAAAGGAGUGACUGUUGCCUAGCCAAGCCUUGGGAGAAGACUUGAGUGUUUGAAGAACUGCCACGUGGAAAGUCGAACAGCCUGGUUCAGGGCCUGGAAAGCGCUCAGGCGCAAGAUAAAUGACGCUGCGACGCGACACACAAAACGACAAAAUCUAUAUGAACCUUCAAUCGCGCUCUUCAAUACACUUGCAUACACUA